GUACAUUAUCGAAAACGAAUAUCCUUUUCUACACGUAGUAACAACCGUCAAUUCUUUAUUUUUCUGCUCUCUCUACUCUACACAUGAAAAAAUCCGCCCCCGACAAUAUAUAAACACGCAAUCACACACUUGAGCAAGGCACAUCAAAAGGAGAAGAAACAAAAAAUGGCUUUGAAGGAGGAAUUUGAAGAGCAUGCUGAGAAAGCUAAGACCUUACCAGAGAGUACUUCCAAUGAAGACAAGCUUGUUCUUUAUGGACUUUACAAGCAAGCCACAGUUGGCAAUGUCAACACGAGCCGUCCUGGCAUAUUUAACAUGAGGGACAGGGCAAAGUGGGAUGCGUGGAAGGCUGUUGAAGGAAAAUCUCAGGAGGAAGCAAUGAGUGACUACAUCACUAAGGUGAAGCAGUUGAAGGAAGCAGCAGCAGCAUAACUAAGUACUCAUCCAUGGAUUAGUGGAUUAAAAUAAUUAUGAAAAUUGAUAGCUUCUGCUCUUUCUUGACUUAUUUAUGCCUGAAUUUGAUAUAAUUAAGUGUUUUGAACCCAUCUUUCAAUGAAUAUGCUGUUAUAUAGUCUUCUUGAUGAAUUGAUUUGAGUUUGUCAGUA
Messenger RNA from Olea europaea var. sylvestris, 605 nucleotides. Its product is annotated as acyl-CoA-binding protein. Gene Ontology annotation, molecular function: fatty-acyl-CoA binding. The transcript has 4 exons. The coding region runs from base 166 to 432 and encodes 88 amino acids. The record is from RefSeq and is a predicted model, not a curated record. Lineage: Eukaryota; Viridiplantae; Streptophyta; Magnoliopsida; Lamiales; Oleaceae. Gene Ontology annotation, biological process: fatty acid metabolic process.